AUGGCUCGAUCCAGCGUGAAUUUUCCAUUGAUUUUGUCUGUACUGUUGCUGCUGCCAUUUCGCGUUGUUUCUGCGGUUCAUUCCAGAGAAUCCACCGAUGUAUCCCCACAACUCUGCAUCUUUGACGAGGAUAAUCGAACCUAUAAUGCUACGGAUCUUCUUCUGUGCCUGAACGAGCAAGCCCGGAAUAUAGUGUUUCAUCAAAACACAAACUCGACUAGAAUAACAGAUCGCGCAUAUCAAGAUGCGAGGCAAUCGUAUUCUGCAUACCCAUUCGCUCCAGCUUAUUCGAUACCAGCGGCCUCUGCGGUGGCGGCGACCUCUCCACCGACCUAUUUUGGCAGUGAAAUGUUAUCGCAAUUGUUAUCCGGUAGAUUUAAACUUUCGAGUUUAUCGAAUUUCUUGGACUUUAGUGGUCUAACUAGACCUGGCUUUAAGUUUUUCAAAGCUUUAUCAUCGAUCGCCCAGUAUGACGACUUAAAAUGCGUCCCGCGGAUUCUUUGUGAAGUGGCAAGUGGUUCAAUGCCCGGAAGCCUUACUUAUAGGCCAAGCUCCGAUUUUCAAAACUUCGGCAUCGGCAGUAGUAUUCUGUCUGGCAGUAAUGUUCUUUUCGGGCUACUCACUGCCUUUGACACAAGUGGAACAUCUCCAAUUUUGAGUUUCGGGAGAGCGGCGUUGCUAGGAUACACCAAUAGAGGACAGCCACAUAUAUGUUAUAGAGAGUACUCCAGAUGCCCACAAGAUUCUCAUCAGCUCAUUUCGUACUUGAAUAAUUAUCACGGUGGAUUCUUUCAAUUUUUUAACGGUAAUACAGGUGCUUAUUAUCCGCAACAGCAGUAUAAUUAUAGACCACGAAAUUACUAUAAAAAUUCUAAUGUAAAAAAACAGCAAUUUCCCGCAUCUCAGAUAUUUUCGGAAGCCGGUGCGGAACAGGAUGGAUCAGAAUCACUUCAAUUUGACAAUUUAAAUUAUUACCAUCAGCAAAGCAGUAAACCAGACUUUUUUACGAUGCAAGUUAGAGAAAAUGGACCUAGUAAAGUGUUAUUUCCUAAAGACAAAAGAGAGAAUCGAUUUUUAUCGAAUUAUUUUAAUAGACAAUCGGUCGAUUCUCUUAACCGCUUGACUUCCUACAAUUUUCAAAAAAAGUCAAUACGUAAAGAUCGAAAGCUUCUACCUGUAGCUAGCGAUAAUUACGGAGAUUAUCCAAUUACUGCGAAUCAAAUAGAUGAGAAUCGUAUGCUACGAGUUAAAAAGUUGGAAAAUGAAAAUCGAUUCAGCGCCUCGUCCAAUGGCAAGCCAUCGUAUUUGUUGUGCGUACGUAAGCUGAUCGAACUGAUGGGAUUAUGGAUUGACGAAACAGAAAAGGGACUUAUUUCACACGAUCUCAAUUUACUUUCGUCAAUGGGCACACUAUUAUAA
Phymastichus coffea is the source of this 1419-nucleotide messenger RNA. RefSeq lists its product as uncharacterized. The transcript is spliced from 7 exons. NCBI's taxonomy places the organism in Eukaryota, Metazoa, Arthropoda, Insecta, Hymenoptera, Eulophidae. The record is from RefSeq and is a predicted model, not a curated record. The coding region runs from base 1 to 1419 and encodes 472 amino acids.